AUCCGGCCAGUGAUCGGCAAGUCAGUUUCCGGUUAACUUCCGGCUUCAUCCGCAGCACCAUGAACUUUACUAGAUGUCUACAGAAUCUGCCAAGGAUAUCAAUAAAUGAUGUUCACCGUAUCGUGGACGCCCACUCCCCUGCUCCCAAGAACAAGAGGGAAAAGGGGUUUCGCCUCUAUAUCUCAAGUUACCUACACCAGUACGAGGAUGAGCUUCACUGUGGUUGAGUUUACUGACAAUGCCAUUGAGGUUGUGCCAUCUUCAUGGGUCGAAAACACUUCUGAGGGGGGCUUCCUCUGCUACUGGACACCACUUAAUGCGAAAGCAUGUAAUUAACUGCAGCGAGCCAAACAGAAGCUGGGCUAAACAUCCAGUCAAGAAACUAUGGUACACAACAGAUUCCUACACCAAAGCAGACCGGAAAUGUCUGCGACUGAUGGACUCUUCAAGUGUUGAGACAGAAGAUGACGCAAAUAUUCAUCAAUCAAGGCUGCGUAGACGCCCAAGGAGAUUCAAUUCAGACUCCUCUAGUGAUGAUGAUUCCAAUCCAACGGCAAGAAAGCACUCCAGGACUGUGGUUAUGUCUGGAAGCCCUGUGGGUCAGCAGAUUUCUCUGCCUACACCACCGUCAUGUAAGGUUGUUUUUUUUAAUUGUCUGAUGUGUUAGCGAGGGAGGGACUCGGAGUAGAACCGCUGCUCCUUCGCGUUGAAAGGAGCCAGUUGAGGUGGUUCGGGCACCUAGUGAGGAUGCCACCUGGGCGCCUCCCUAGGGAGGUGUUCCAGGCACGUCCAGCUGGGAAGAGACCGAGGGGUAGACCUAGGACCAGGUGGAGGGAUUAUAUCUCUUCGCUGGCCUGGGAGCGUCUUGGAAUCCCCCAGUCAGAGCUGGUUGAUGUGGCCAGGGAAAGGAAAGUUUGGGGCUCUCUGCUGGAGCUGAUACCUCCGCGACCCUGACGGAAAAGCGGGAGAAGAUGGCUGGAUGGAUGGAUGGAUGGAUGUGUUAGCAUAGGUUCAUGUUUCGCAAAUACCAUGUAUAAGAAGCCCAAUUUAAAUGAACUGACAUUCAUAUCCACUUUCUUUUCAGAUGGGUCAAAACCACUCACACAUGUAGCCAGUCACUCGACCAGACAUGUAGCCAGUCAUCAGAUGGAUACAUCUCUGAACCCAGUUCGAACAAUGACUCAUGCUGCAGAGGAAGGGGCCUCAGGCUCUCAGAUUGAGAUAAGUACUUUAUACACACUUAAGAUGCUCACAUAGGAAAGUAUAUCAUGUAUAAAAACUCAAAUGAAUUCCAUCACAAAUGUCCCCGUAGUCAUGGAAGCACACAUGGGCUGCAUGAUGAGGAGGAUCGAUGCUUUGGAGGCUAUGGUCGAAGCCCUCAUCUCUAGAACACACUUGCCUCAGCCUCUGCUUCAGGCAGAAGAUCUCUUGUUGGCACCCUGCAGAACAGUAGACGAGCUAGAGGAGUUGGACAGGAGUCUGGCUCAAGAAGACAGGAGGAACAAAAUGCAACAUUUCCUUGGAACCAUUGGAGGGGCAAGUACAGGGGCAGCCAUUCGACGUAUUCUACGGCGAGUGGCAACCAACGAUGUCCUGGCCCAGUACAGCCUGAGGGGGAGAAGGGCCAAAAAGUCCUUCCAAGACUUAGCGCUAUGCAAGAUAAUAAGAGCGGCCUGUGUGAAGAACUUCCCUGGCCAGACCGAAGCUGAGGUCGAGGAGUGCAUUGGGCACGUGCUCAAGUCUGCUCCACACAGACGGCCAGCUGGUCAGCAACACUGAAGAUGCCGGACCGGCAGUCAAGAAGUUCUGCACCAAUUCUGCACCUUUUCUUUAGAUAUUACUUUUGUUUUUGAAUUGUAUUAUUGGCUUAUAUUGUUG
Messenger RNA from Eleginops maclovinus (Patagonian blennie), 1878 nucleotides. RefSeq lists its product as uncharacterized. The transcript is spliced from 10 exons. The coding region runs from base 1285 to 1779 and encodes 164 amino acids. Lineage: Eukaryota; Metazoa; Chordata; Actinopteri; Perciformes; Eleginopidae. The record is from RefSeq and is a predicted model, not a curated record.